Molecule: messenger RNA, 774 nt
Organism: Ictalurus punctatus (channel catfish)
Lineage: Eukaryota; Metazoa; Chordata; Actinopteri; Siluriformes; Ictaluridae
Exons: 2
Coding region: 198-641 (147 amino acids)
Source: RefSeq, a predicted model, not a curated record
UAAAAGUGCAAUAAGAGUCAUUUGAGAUUUGGCUAGUAGGCGGAAAUAAACAUGUGGGCAAUAAACUUGGUGGGCUAAAGUAAAUAACAAGAGCGUUGGGUUUGGUUAUGAUACGAUAUUAGAACAAUUAUUUCCGCGAAUAUCGUGUUUGUCCUCAGCUGACCCAUGUUACACUGCCUCUUCCCUGCUUCAGAGUAAUGGAGUCUGUGUACAGGAGGUUUGACUCGUAUGACUUUUACAGCGAUGCUCGAUUUCAAGACGGUCUGAAGAAAGUAAACACACCAGCAUCUAAAGAAGAUUUGCUGAAACUAAAGAUCUUCUUUUAUAACAGGUUUGUUGAACCAAUUCACCUGAGUGGUUAUAAGGAGUGGUGUGCUCUACCUGAUAGAUCACACCAGGUUCCCGAGGAGAUCCGUGUUCAAUAUGACUUUGGCACAAGUGAUUCUGAGAAAAUGAUUCUUCCCCAGACAGAUGUCGAGGCCGAGUCAGCACAAAACGUCCAACUCUCUUUUGCAGAAGUGUUUCGAAUGAUUCAAGCAGGAGAAGAGAUUCCUGGACUCCAAAAGCUGGACAUCAAACCUUGUAACCAACUUCCCACAUCAUCGCAAAUGACAAGGAAGUUAAAACCUUGGGAGAAGUAACUAAAAGCGGAAUCACGGAAUAAUGAACCGGGUGGUAAAAUGUUGGCAAUGAAAAAUUGUUUGCCUUUCCUAGCCGUGUGUUCUUUGUGUUAAUUUAAUGUAUAUAUUAAGUAAUAAAGUUUUAAUUGUAAAA